Messenger RNA from Trichechus manatus latirostris (Florida manatee), 2709 nucleotides. It is a transcript of the gene TTLL3, whose product is annotated as tubulin tyrosine ligase like 3. Lineage: Eukaryota; Metazoa; Chordata; Mammalia; Sirenia; Trichechidae. Gene Ontology annotation, cellular component: microtubule cytoskeleton; axoneme. The record is from RefSeq and is a predicted model, not a curated record. Gene Ontology annotation, biological process: protein polyglycylation; cilium movement; cilium assembly. Gene Ontology annotation, molecular function: protein-glycine ligase activity, initiating.
AUGCAGAGCCCCGGCGCCGCGCUGCUCCUGGCUGGGGUUCAGGUGGGGGCCGUGCGCCCGGGCUCCGCCACCUGGUACCGUCAGGAGGGCGGCCCGGUGUGCCGCUGGCCGCAGAAGCCGCAACCACCUGAGCCGCGCAGCAGAUCCCCCGCCCCUUGGCCCUGGGCGCACCACUCCGAGUUCCGACUGCCUGCGACACUGCCAUGGCCCGGGCCCGCCUCCGCAGGUCUCCACCGGGCCAACGCAGGCGGCCAAAGCCAGGUCGGCGGCCCCGCCCCUGCGCGCCGCCUGGACUGCGCCUUCCCAACGCUCGCCCGCAGCGCCCAAGCCAAGGGCGCCGCGGAUCCCCACCCCCUGGGCCCCACGCACACCCCGGCCCUGGAUGACCCUCAGCCGCAGGAAGGUUCAUUUGUCCUCUGGCGAGGGUUCUCCAAGGCAUCUCACCACAUGGGCCGGCUCGGAAAUGCCAAGAUCCACGUAGAGAGAGCUGUCAAGCAGAAGAAAAUCUUUAUGAUCCAAGGCCGCUACCCAGUGAUCCGGUGCCUCUUGCGCCGAAGGGGAUGGGUGGAGAAGAAGAUGGCCCAUCACACAGGUACCACCCUGCCACCAUCCCAGAAGGAUCUGGAUAGCUCAGUGAUGUGUGAUAGUGACACCACUGAGGAUGAGGAUGAAGACGAGGACAAGGAGUUCCGGCCACCGCAGCUGUUCGACUUCGAUGGUUUACUGGAAUUUGAUGACCUAGAUGGGACCCAUGCUCUGAUGGUGGGUCUAUGUCUCAAUCUCCGGAAUUUGCCCUGGUUUGAUGAGGCUGAUGCUGACUCCUUCUUCCCGCGCUGCUACCGCCUGGGGGCUGAAGAUGACAAACGAGCCUUCAUAGAGGACUUCUGGCUGACAGCCGCCCGCAACGUUCUCAAACUGGUGGUGAAGUCCGAAUGGAGGCCAUGCUCUAUCCAGGAAGAAGAGGAAGAGACCCCAGGAGACAAGCAGCACAAGAAACAGGAGAAAAAGCCAGUGACAGUGUCCCCAGAGUUCGUGGACGAGGCUCUGUGUGCAUGUGAGGAACACCUUAGCAACCUGGCCCACAUGGACAUCGACAAGGAUCUGGAGGCCCCGCUGUACCUCAGUCCUCAGGGCUGGUCCGUCUUCCUCCAGCGCUACUACCAAGUGGUCCACGAGGGGGCAGAACUCAAGCACCUCGACACUCAGGUCCAGCGCUGUGAGGACAUCCUACAGCAGCUGCGGGCUGUGGUGCCCCAGAUCGACAUGGAAGGGGAUCGCAACAUCUGGAUCGUGAAGCCAGGAGCCAAGUCCCGUGGACGAGGCAUCGUGUGCAUGGACCACCUGGAGGAGAUGCUGAAACUGGUGAACUGCAACCCCAUGAUGAUGAAGGACGGCAAGUGGGUGGUGCAGAAGUACAUUGAGCGGCCCCUGCUCAUCUUUGGCACCAAGUUUGACCUGAGACAGUGGUUUCUGGUGACUGACUGGAACCCACUUACUGUUUGGUUCUACCGUGAUAGCUAUAUCCGCUUUUCUACGCAGCCAUUCUCCCUAAAGAACCUGGACAACUCGGUGCACCUGUGCAACAACUCCAUCCAGAAACAUCUGGAGAACUCAUGCCACCGGCAUCCACAGCUGCCCCCAGACAACAUGUGGUCAAGCCAGAAAUUCCAGGCCCACCUGCAGGAGAUGGGGGCCCCAGAGGCCUGGUCCACCAUCAUUGUGCCUGGCAUGAAGGCUGCUGUGAUCCACGCACUGCAGACCUCCCAGGACACCGUGCAGUGUCGGAAGGCCAGCUUCGAGCUCUAUGGUGCGGACUUUGUGUUCGGGGAGGAUUUCCAGCCUUGGCUGAUCGAGAUCAACGCCAGCCCCACCAUGGCGCCCUCCACGGCGGUCACGGCCCGGCUCUGUGCUGGCGUGCAAGCCGACACUCUGCGUGUGGUCAUCGACCGGCGACAGGACCACAAUUGUGACACAGGAGCCUUUGAGCUUAUCUACAAACAGCCUGCUGUGGAGGUGCCCCAGUAUGUGGGUAUCCGACUCCUGGUAGAGGGCUCCACCAUCAAGAAGCCCACGGCAAUGUGUCACCGGCGGAUGACAAUCCGCCCGGCACUCCCUCACCUGCUGACCCAGCAAGACUCCAGGGAAGCCCCUUACCGUUUCCCCAGCCUCCACACCAAGGCCUGGCUGCCUUCUCCCCAUGUAUUCCGACCCCAGGGGCGGGGCCUCAGACUGCAGCACAAGCUGGUGGGCUCUCAGGCCCUGUCGACCACAGGCAAGGCCUUGAUGACUCUACCCAUGGCCAAGGUUUUGAUUGUCCUCCCACCUAAGCCUGAGCUCAGGCCGGCAGCCAGCGAGAGACCAAGCCAGGUGGGCCUCCAAUUAGCCUUCGUGGCUUCCAUCCUGGAAGUGCCUUGUGGCCUCUGUCCCUUGAAGUUGGAGCAUGUCCUAUCACCCAUAGGAAGGUCAAGGCCAAAGGCGAGUUCAAGGACAGGCUCUAAGAAACCCAAAGCUGAAGCAUGCCUCAAGAAGGGGCUGAGCCACCUGGGACCCCUACGCCUUAUUGGUGAACAACAGAUGUUGGAGGGUAUGGGGGAUGCGAGGCUAGAAAAGCCCCUGCUUCUCCCCACCACCUCCAUCCUGGACUCAGAGCCAAAUAAAAUGGAGCAAGUGAAAUCAUCUGGGCUUGGCUCCAUUUCUAUUGGAGGGUGA